Centrocercus urophasianus (Greater sage-grouse) is the source of this 1844-nucleotide messenger RNA. RefSeq lists its product as uncharacterized. NCBI's taxonomy places the organism in Eukaryota, Metazoa, Chordata, Aves, Galliformes, Phasianidae. The transcript has 7 exons. The coding region runs from base 1 to 882 and encodes 293 amino acids. The record is from RefSeq and is a predicted model, not a curated record.
AUGCAUCGCUCUGUGCGACUCACUGUGGCUGUGGCGGUGGUGGUGGAAGCAUGGAGCCGAGCAGGAGCAGCUGGGCAGCGCUGCUCCCCAGGCCUGGCUCCAGCCGUGCCGCCAGGUCGGGCCGUGGCUCUGCUGCUUGCUGGCUGGAGCACAGCCUUCAUCCUGGGAGGGAGGUGUCCUAGGGAGAGCUCAGAAGAUGUGUGCUGGAGACACAAGAGCGUUUUCUGCCCCAAGCUUGUGGUACUCCCCAUAGAUGACUCCCAGUUUCCAACACAGAGCCCCGGCCCACAGCCCAGAGGAGGAGACAGAUGUGCUUUCCUCCAGGGCUUCGGUGCAGCCUUCCUUUGUGUGCAUCAGAGCCUUCCCAGUAAGAAAGCCCCGAGGGGCUGCAUCUUCUUCCUUGUGGUCUGUGAGGGAUGCGGCACGUGGCCUGGAGGGAGUCUUGUGUGCCCUGCCAGGUGCCAGCCUGCAGCUCAUCCUGGCCGCUCUGCAACUUUGGAAAUCGGGACCCGAGUCCUUCUCCCAGCCUGUCCCACGACCCACAUCCAGUUACUGCGGGGGAAGGAGAUCACGCCGUGCAGUGGGUCCUUCUCUCAUCUGUUCUUGAUUCUAGAUGAUGAGCUCGGUGCUCUCUUUCUGGAUGACCUCUUGGAUCCAGAUUUCACACCUGUGCCCAAGGCACAACCCAGAGGCCCUGCUGGCGAAUCAGAACGGAAUCCUGUCCAUGAGCCUGAGGGGAAUGCUGGAGAUGUGAAUGGAGGAGGUGAUCCAGCUUCCCCUCUGAGCUCUGAGACCGAAACCCGGGCGGAUGGCAUGGGUCUGGAAAGGGGAAAGGAUGAAUCCAACAGAGGGAAAUUCUCCCAGGGGUCUUACCAUCCGUGAGAGCUGCUGAAGGAAAUGGACGUGGCAGCUCGUGGGCUGAAUGCAGGGAAAAGCACAAAGGCUGCUGUUGGCAGAUCUGUGCGGCAGCGUCACGUGGCAGUGAUGGUGCUGCUCUCAGCUGUGCUGCUGUCUGCGCUGGUGCUGGCCUGCAUCGCUGUGUCGCGGACGUGGAACAAAUGCCUUGUGUGCAAGAGGGGAGAGAGAGCAGCAGAGUGAGCUCAUCCUGACACCGUCUGGGAGGGAAUUCCAGCUGGAGAUGAAGUGGAGAGUGGAGAGGCAACGAGAGAGAUCCUUGCCCAAGCAAACAAGAGCCUCAGCAAUAGUUUCAGUCCAUUCCGUUCUGCCAUCCCAGAGGCCAGAGGUGUUCAGACUCGUCUGGAAGACCUGGAGCGUGAACUCCAAGCCAUGAAAGAGGUCCAUGGGAACAGACCUCUGGGUGAGUGCUCUGUGGGUGAAUGCUGCUUCCUGUCAGAGGAUGGCCCUGAAAGUGAAAGCGGAGGAUCAGUGGCAGAGCAUUCGCCCUUCACCCUCUGUUCCCCAGGACGAGUUCGAAGAUUCUUAGCUCGCCACAGCUACCGGUUCUAAUGAGGACCCAGAAAGCGAGCUUCCUCUGACUGCCGGACAGCACGUUUAUGUCUUUGGAGAUGUGGAUGAGGACGGCUGGUUUCUGGGAGAGCUGACGGAUGGCACGAGAGGGCUGGUCCCUUCCAGUUUGGUUACAGAGGUUUCAGAUGAUGAGCUGGACACAACGAUGCCUCCCGAGCUCAGUGAUUUCCUGCUGGAAACGGAUGAUUGUGUCGAUGCAAAGAGUCCAUAAUGCAGCAACAUCCUGUCACAAUUCUUGCCUCACUCCAUCUGCAAGACGACCCCCUGCUCCACUUGAUGUUCGAGUGAAGCGUGAGCAGGAUGUGGAUGAGCUCCUCAUGGGAUGAUCUGAGAUGACUGGCAGCGUGACUGCUUGG